Oncorhynchus mykiss (rainbow trout) is the source of this 5934-nucleotide messenger RNA. Lineage: Eukaryota; Metazoa; Chordata; Actinopteri; Salmoniformes; Salmonidae. The record is from RefSeq and is a predicted model, not a curated record.
CCACCUCGGCCCCCAGCCCAGCCACCUCGGCCCCCAGCCCAGCCACCUCGGCCCCCAGCCCAGCCACCUCAGCCCCCAGCCCAGGCACCUCACUCUACGACUCAGCCUCCUCGGCCCCUUUUCCUCAAACCACUUUUACUCUGACCCAGGGCACAUCACCCACCACCCACCCAGCCACGGGCAACCCAAGUUAGGCUGCAUCCAGCCUCCUCCUUCAGCCUACACCCACCCACAGACCCCUGGUCCCGUCCCUGCAAACCCCAGCCACGAGCACUCUAAACCUGGACAGGCACAACCUCCUUCCAUCCUCUGCAUCUCCAGUCACCUCCAGCACAGCUACCGGGAGCUGGACUUCAGACUGAAUGAAUCAUUACUGACCUCUUAUGAAAAGACUCGGAGCGUCAAAAUGAACGGGGUCCAAGAGUUGGGUGGUGAGGACCCCUGUCCUGUCAAAACUCCCAGAGGGGUGAAGGACCCCACUCUGACCAACGGUCACACCCAUCUUGUGAAUGGUGCCAUAAAUCCUCUGGACCUCUCCACAAACCCCACACGACACACACCCACUCCAGACAGGGGGUUACCCCAUACUCUCCAAUCCAUACCCUCACAGCCUGACAGCCCCUUAUCCAAACCUCCUAUCCAACAUGACACCCCCAGACCUCCCCCUGUCUCUCACCACAGACACCACGCACAACCGGCCAAUGAACAGAGACCCAAGCCCCCUCUGCCCACCUAUCAGGAGGCGAUGGCUGCCUCGGCAUCCCGCCCCCUGGAUCUCCCGUCUCAAUCAGAUUUCCCUCCUGAGAAACCACUCCCCAUUGCUAACCCAAACCCCUCCCCUUCCCCUGUCUGUCUGAAUUGCAGCCACCACAAUGUUUUUCCUUCUAACCCCACCCCCCUGGAAACCAACAGCCUAUCAGCCAACACUUUUCCUUCUAACCCCACCCCCAUAGAAACCAACAGCCUAUCAGCCGAAACCUUUCCUUCUAACCCCACCCCCCUGGAAACCAAUAGCCUAUCAGCCAACCCCAUUCCCUCAAACUACGCUCCUCCGCACCACGACCAACAAUCAGCAAAGGUGAAGACCGGGGGGAUCAUCUCAGAGUUUUACUCCCACUCUCGUCUACACCAUAUCUCCACGUGGAGAAGUGAGUUCUCUGAGUAUGUCAACAUGUUGCAGAGCAGGAUGAGGGCCACAGGGGGUGCCACCUUCCCCGGGAGAGACAGGCUCAGACGCCAGAGGAGAGAGGGUUUGUCCACUGCUCCUGGCCCUCAGUCCUGUAUCCUGCAUGUGGACAUGGACUGUUUCUUUGUCUCCGUGGGGAUCAGACACAGACCAGACCUCAAAGGGAAGUCUGUAGCGGUGACCAGUAACCAUGGUUCAGGCAGAGUGGCCCAGAGGCCUGGUGUUGACCGCCAGCUGGAGCUGCAGUGCUACCAUAAAAAAUACUCCUAUCCAGCUGUGUCAGAGAGGAAGGAUGGGGACCUGGAGGAAAUUACAUCAUCAGAGACGGAGAGUCACAUCUCCCAUGGCAACAGUGUUGACCAGGAUACUGCUGCCCUCUCUAUGGCUGAGAUCGCCUCCUGUAGCUAUGAGGCCAGGCAGGCAGGGGUGAGGAAUGGUAUGUUUUUUGGCCAGGCCAAACAACUGUGUCCCUCCCUGCAGUCUGUCCCUUAUGACUUCCAGGCCUACAAGAAGGUAGCCCUGGCCAUGUAUGAGACCCUCGCCAGUUAUUCUCACGAUAUCGAGGCCCUGAGUUGUGACGAGGCGUUGGUGGAUAGCUCUGCCCUGCUGGCUGAGUUGAGUGUUACACCAGAUGAACUUGCCAGUGCCAUCCGAGCAGAUGUCAGGGAGAGAACUGGGUGCUCCGCCUCAGUGGGCAUGGGGUCCAACAUCCUGUUGGCGAGAAUGGCUACCCGAAAGGCUAAGCCGAACGGACAGUACCUCCUGAGGUCAGAGGAAGUGGAUGACUUCAUCAGGGACCAGACGGUGACCAGCCUACCAGGUGUGGGCCGUUCUAUGGGUGGGAAACUGGCAUCUCUGGGUGUGAGGUCAUGUGGGGACCUGCAGCAGGUGUCUCUGCAGCGGCUGCAGAAGGAGUUUGGCCCUCGCACCGGUCAGACCCUCUUCAGGUUCUGCCGAGGUCUGGACGACCGGCCCGUCCGUAGCGAGAAAGAGAGGAAGUCCGUCUCUGCUGAGAUGAACUACAACAUCCGCUUCACACAGGUCCGUACCUGUUUCAUCUGGUUUACACUGGUGGACGAGGCGGAGUCGUUCCUGACCCACCUGUCCGUUGAGGUGCAGAAGCGUCUGCAGGGGGCGGGGCUUAGGGGUCGCAGGCUGACCCUAAAGGUCAUGGUCUACAGUGGUCAUGGCACCUGUGACAGUUUGGCUAGGUCAGUGACCCUGGCCCAGCUUACAGACUGUGGUCAUUUGAUAGCCAGUGAGGUCAUCAAGCUGUUCCACACAAUGAGGCUGAAGGUGCAGGACCUGAGGGGGGUGGGCCUCCAGGUGCAGCUCCUCGAGGGGGCCCACUCCGUCCCCAAGGACCCCUCGGGCCCUAAAACAUGCUACGUCAGAGACAAGCUGCUGGCCCAGCGCCCCCCCGUCCAACAUAACUAUACAGAUUCGCUACCUAAUACCGCCAUUACUGACACAUGCACCAGUCAGGAAAAUAGUUCCUCUGCCAGAGUCCUGUCCCCCUUCUCCACUCCCCGCCCUACAUCGCCUGCUGAGCCAAUCACAGGGACAAGUAAAGGAGAGCCGCCACGUACACCUAACCAUGUUGAUAACCGCCUUAACCUCAGCAUCGAGGUCUCCCUUCCCUCACAGGUGGACCGGUCGGUGUUGGAGGCCUUGCCUGCAGAGUUGAGAGAACGGGUGGAGCACUCCUGGACCCACAGAGACACAGAGAAAACCCACAACGGGUCACACCAACGCCCCCUUCACCCUGGCCCCUCUUCUCCUCUCUCUUCCUGUUCAUCUUCCCCUCUACCCUCCUCUCCUCCUCCCCCCACUGCCCCUCCUGUAGGAGCACUGGUGCUUCAGAUCCCCAAACAGUCUGGACAGACCGGCUCCACAGGCAUCAUACUGGAACUGUCUGACUUCUCCCAGGUUGACCCGGAGGUGUUUGCAGCACUCCCCAGAGAACUCCAGGAGCAGCUGCGUUCAGUGUACGGCCGCAGAGAGAACACCCAGGGGAUCAUGGCAGACCAGAGGAACCCCCUGUUGCAUCUGAAGCAUGUGGGGGUGGGUCGGAUGAAGCGCUGCUACAAGAAGAAUGCCAACAACAGCCCUGCCAAGAAAGGCCCCUCCCCUCUAAAGAGGCCCCGCCCACCAGGAAACACCCCGGCCAAAGACCUACCACACGUGCUCAGACCCAGGGACCUACCCAAUGGCCUCAAGCUGGAGAAUGGACCUUCCACCUCCCCCCUACAGCAGGACGACCCAGAGACUCUGUCCAAGUUCACCCCUUGCCCUGAACCCACCCUGGCUGGAGCCUGUGAUUUCAAGGACAUCCGAACACUACUCAGAGAAUGGAUCACUACCAUCUCAGACCCCAUGGAGGAGGACAUUCUGCAGGUAGUCAAGUACUGCACUGAUCUGAUCAAUGACAAAGACCUGGAGAAACUUGACCUGAUCAUCAAGUACAUGAAGAGGUUGAUGCAGCAGUCUGUGGAGUCUGUAUGGAGCAUGGCCUUUGACUUCAUCCUGGACAACGUGCAGGUGGUGGUACAGCAGACCUACGGCAGCACUCUGAAGAUCACGUAGGAGAGGGCAGCACUCUGAAGAUUACGUAGGAGAGGGCAGCACUCUGAAGAUUACGUAGGAGAGGGCAACACUCUGAAGAUCACGGAGGAGAGGGCAGCACUCUGAAGAUUACGUAGGAGAGGGCAGCACUCUGAAGAUUACGUAGGAGAGGGCAACACUCUGAAGAUCACGUAGGAGAGGGCAGCACUCUGAAGAUCACGUAGGAGAGGGCAACACUCUGAAGAUCACGGAGGAGAGGGCAGCACUCUGAAGAUCACGGAGGAGAGGGCAGCACUCUGAAGAUCACGGAGGAGAGGGCAGCACUCUGAAGAUCACGUAGGAGAGGGCAACACUCUGAAGAUCACGGGCAGCACUCUGAAAAUCACGUAAGAGAGGGAUACACUCUGAAGAUCACAUAGGAGAGCGCAACACUCUGAAGAUCACAUAGGAGAGGGAUACACUCUGAAGAUCACAUAGGAGAGGGCAACACUCUGAAGAUCACGGGCAGCACUCUGAAAAUCACGUAGGAGAGGGAUACACUCUGAAGAGCACGUAGGAGAGGGCAGCACUCUGAAGAUCACGUAGGAGAGGGCAACACUGAAGAUCACGUAGGAGAGGGCAACACUCUGAAGAUCACGUAGGAGAGGGAUACACUCUGAAGAUCACAUAGGAGAGGACAACACUCUGAAGAUCACGGGCAGCACUCUGAAAAUCACGUAGGAGAGGGAUACACUCUGAAGAUCACGUAGGAGAGGGCAGCACUCUGAAGAUCACGUAGGAGAGGGCAACACUCUGAAGAUCACGUAGGAGAGGGCAGCACUCUGAAGAUCACGUAGGAGAGGGCAACACUCUGAAGAUCACGUAGGAGAGUGCAACACUCUGAAGAUCACGUAGGAGAAGGCACGGCAGGCUCUGGCCAAGUCUCAAAUCACACCCUAUUCCCCAUAUAGUGCACAGGUCAAAGGUAUUAUACUAAUAUGUGGAGUAUAGAAUGCCAUUUAAGAUCCAGUUUUGCUCCUCCUGCUCCUGUUUGUUGUGCCACUGUUACAUCAUCCCACUAUUACAUCAUGAUCCUGUGGGAGGAGCUGGGUCAAAUCUGGGUCAAAUCAUGAUGUCUGUGAUCUUCAGCAUGGAAAGUCAGAGUUCUAGAAAGAUGCCAGAGUUUUAGAGUUGGAUGACCAUUCAAAACUAUUUUUCCCAUUUUCCAGUUGUCUUGAAGGCACUGAAGUCGGAGGUCAGAGUUCCCAUUUCCCAGUUGUCUUGAACACGACAAUAACCUGGACACGUGCUCUCUCCUUGUGUCAUCACAGUGAAAGAGUUCUGUGUCAUUGUGACAUCAGCACAACAACCCUCUAUCUCUCACUUUGACAUCAGCAGAGCCCAACCUGCCUUCUGUUGUGACAUCGUCAGCAGAACAGAGCACAGAUAUCGGCUGCGCUACACUUUGAAAAAUCAAACUUGGCCCAUCGCACAAUGUCCAACUUUCCAUGGGUCGUAGGGGGAGGGGCAGGAACCCUCCUCCUGUAGCCCCUAUUGGUCAGAACCCACUGAAAGUCAUGAGUAAUGGCAGAGCUGGCCACUAGGUCUGUGAAUAUGCCAAUCGUCCCAGUAUAGGACAGACUGAGACAUAGAGAUGGCCAUGGAAUCUCCUUGCUGUCUCCACUGCAUUCUUCCUCGUUCUUUGACAUACAGGGUUUGGAAGCAGAAAGCAAAGACCUCUCUUCCAGUCUUCUGUAUUCUGUUUCUUUUCACUCUCUCUGCUUUGCACCAGUUGUUCUGUUACUCUCUGCUUUGCACCAGUUGUUCUGUUACUCUCUGCUUUGCACCAGUUGUUCUGUUACUCUCUGCUUUGCACCAGUUGUUCUGUUACUCUCUGCUUUGCACCAGUUGUUCUGUUACUCUCUGCUUUGCCACCUCCUCUGCCUCAGAAUUAUCUGCAAACUGACACAGACUCAAAAACACCCUGUCUGAGACAUUGGUUUGUUUUUAAAAAGCAAUACAUUUUUUGUACCUUUCCUCUGCAAAAAAAGUGCCAUUGUAAAAAUGAACUGUUGUUCAUUUUACAAAGAAAAGGCUUGUUUUUUUAAAUAUACAUUUUUUUCCUUUUUUCUUGUAUUGUUUACAAGUAGUGUGUUAUUAACGGUUAGUUCUCGUGUGGGCGUGUGGGUGUGUGGGUGUGUGUG